UGUAACGAGUUUGAUAAAGUUUCUUCCGCUUCAUUCAUUUUCAUUCACGCUUAUUCUGAGGUGAAUUAAAGUGUGUGUAGCUCGAAUGGCGCGCAAGAGAGCAGUUGGCCAUGAAACUGCUGGAAAUGUUCAGUCUGAGAGAAAGAAGGCAUCGGAAGAGCCUCUUUCUGGGAAACAGCAACAGGAGAAGACGUCUUGCUGGACGACGGUGUCCUUUAUAGGGAAAAUUCUCCUCCUUGUCAUUUUCAUACCACCUUUCCUUAAUUACGCUUCACUUCAGAGAGAAGAACAAGAGCUCAGACCAAAAGAUGCGGAGAUGAUAGAUAUAGGCUUGGGCCAGAAGAUCAGCCUUAUCUGCAAAGGCCAAGGACAACCAGUUGUGAUGCUUGACGCACCGACCGGAAUGUCAUCUGAUAUUUGGCAUCGUGUGCAAGAGAGCGUUUCGCAAAGCACAAAGGUUUGUGCGUUUGACAGAGCGGGCCUGGGUUUUAGCAGAAGAGCUCUGCAGAACGACACCACAGUCACGGAGAAAGUGUGGAGAUUAUCAACCACAGGCAGGAUGGUGGACGACCUCCACCGGUUGGUCAAGGCUGCUGAGUUAGCCACGCCCUUCAUUCUGGUCGGCUCGGAGCUGGGUGCGCUGAACGGCAGGUUUUAUACUCACAUCUAUGACGCGCAAGUGUCGGACUUAGUGUUGAUCAACCCCAUCCCCGAGGACGUCUUUGAAGAGGAGACGUGGCAGCAGUACUGGUACACGCACCUGGUGCCCUCGUUACAGAUGAUGCAGCUUGCAGCAGCCACAGGUGUAAGUCGUCUUCUCCUCAUCCUCCGGCUGCUGGAGCCCAGUUUCGGUGGAGAGAGCGUCUCAGGAGAACUGCUCCAGCGUCAGAAAUACCUCUUGAGUAACCCUGCUCACCAGAGCAGCGCCGUGGACGAGCACUAUUUCCUGAACGAGAGCGCGUCUCAAGUCCGAGAGAUUUCCAAAUUCAAGUUGCUGUCUAGCAGAAUAUCACUGAGCGUUAUCAUGGGGGACUCGUUCGACGAACAGCUCCCCGCUCACCUCAACCAAGUUUUUGCUGAUGUGCAGAGGAAGUGUUUAAAGCGAGUUUACCCUCAGGCCAAGCUCAUUCACAUUCAGGGGGCGGACCGUCACAUGAUCUCUAAAAAGGCGUCAUCGGUAAGCAAACAUUUACUGGAGCUCGUGUCAAAGAGGCAAACCAAACAUGCAAUGAGGCAAUGACACCACCGUGCUUUCAAACACCGCCGUGUUUCCUGUUUGGUAACCAUUAACAUUCACAGCUGUGCUGCAUCAUCUGAUUUGGGGAAAAUUAAUAAAAAAAUCUCUAAAAACAAA
Molecule: messenger RNA, 1354 nt
Organism: Tachysurus vachellii
Lineage: Eukaryota; Metazoa; Chordata; Actinopteri; Siluriformes; Bagridae
Exons: 11
Coding region: 86-1240 (384 amino acids)
Source: RefSeq, a predicted model, not a curated record